Molecule: messenger RNA, 2917 nt
Organism: Salvia splendens (bonfire salvia)
Lineage: Eukaryota; Viridiplantae; Streptophyta; Magnoliopsida; Lamiales; Lamiaceae
Product: zinc finger BED domain-containing protein RICESLEEPER 2-like
Exons: 6
Coding region: 1035-2300 (421 amino acids)
Molecular function (GO): DNA binding
Source: RefSeq, a predicted model, not a curated record
UAAUUUCCUUCUCUUGCGCCGCCAAGCAUCAAACUACUUAACAUAUUAUAUUUAUUCUCAGCUUGAGAGUAUCUAUCCCUCCGUGAGAUGGGAGAGGAGGAGACACCUGAGGAAGUAGGAGUAGGCCAACCUAUUUUCUCAAGAAUUCAUUUUGGUGGAAUGAUGAUUGGAUUAUCUGAUCGAUUUGGAAAGCAUCUUAUCUAGCAAUCACAGUUGUCGGAAUGGGCGGUAUUGGAAAAUUUACCUGUCGGUAAAACUACUCUUGCUAUGCAAAUCCAUAGCAUAAGCUUGCAUCCUUCCGUUGUCGUGGCAAACAUAUGUACGCAUAAUUUCAAGCAGAUAGUUGACCCGAAUGGAUUCAGUCAGAAAACUCUAAACAAGGAAUACAUUAACAUGUAUUGGGCUGAAUUUAAGAUCCGCUGCUCUCGGCUCUCCUCUCCCUCUAACCCUAAAUCCCUCCACCAACUCCAUCGUCCUCCGUCGCCGGUUGCCCCUCCAGCCGUCGCCUGUCGCCCCUCGCUCCUCCAGCUCCUAUCGGCCCUUCACACCGUCGUCUCCACUCUCCACAGCUCCGACUCCAGAUUUCAGAUUUAGUAAGUAAAAGGCAGACGGUUUUUCUCCACUCUACAACAUAGAUUAUUCAGCAUCAAGUUGUAAUAUGUUGUGUGAUGAAAGGGAAGCGGUUGGAGAUACCAUCGAAAAUAAUGUAGCUGAAGAUAUUCCAUCUGAGGAUCCUCAAGACAAAGGAGAGGCAAAAAAGAGGAAAACUAUGGAGAAAAGAUCAGAGGUUUGGGAUCAUUUUACUCCAUUCUUAGAUAACAAUAAGAAACAGAGAGCUAAGUGUGCAUUGUGCGAAAACAUUGUGUGGAGAAUCUAAGAAUGGCACUUCUUCACUUGAAGUACAUUUGAGUAAAUGCAAUAAAAUUUCAACUACAGGUCCUAGGCCAACACGGUUGGUGUUACAAUCUGGUCAAAGCUCUUCACUUAGUAGUUAGAAUUUUGAGCAAGAAGAGCUUAGGAAAGCUUUAGCUUAUAUGGUCAGUGUGGAUGAGUUGCCUUUUAAGUUUGUUGAAGGGGAGGGUUUUAAAUACUUUUGUUUGAAGUCAUGUCCUCAGUUUAAGAUUUCAUCUAGAUGGUCAGUUUCACGUGAUUGUUUUAAGUUCUAUGAAGAUGAAAAAAAAUUCCUCAUGACAUUGCUUAAAUCGGCCAACCAAAGAGUGUGUCUUACCAGAGAUACAUGGACUUCUUGUCAAAAGGUGAACUACAUGUGUUUGACUGCUCACUAUAUUGAUAAUGAUUGGAAAUUGAACAAAAAAAUUAUUAAUUUUUGUCCAAUUUCUAGUCAUAAAGGUAUAGAUAUUGGUUUGGAAAUUGAGAAGUGCUUGCAUGAUUGGGGAAUCAAUAGGGUGUUAACGAUUACCGUUGAUAAUGCUUCUUCGAAUAAUACUGCAUUGGUUUAUUUGAAAAGAACUAUUAGGCAAUGGGGGGAAAGUGUAGGAAAUUGUGACUAUAUGCAUAUGAGGUGCAUUGCUCAUAUAUUCAAUUUAGUGGUGCAAAAAGGCUUGAAAGAGAUUGGGCCUUCGGCGAAGAAAAUCAGAAAUGCAGUUCGGAUUAUUAGGCACUCAUCUACAAGGCUGGGCAAAUUUAAGGAGUGUUGUGAACUAGAAAAAAUAUCUAGUAAGAGCAUGUUGUGCUUAGAUGUUGCAACUCGAUGGAACUCAACAUUCUUCAUGUUAGAAGCUGCGACAACUUUUGAGAAAGCUUUCUAUAGAUAUGAGUUGAUAGACUCAUCAUAUAAAAAGGAUCUUGAAGUAAGGCAUAAGGAUCUUGAAGUUGAUGAUGAUGAGGAUGAGGAUGUGGAUGGAGAUAGAGUGCACGGGGUGCCAAAAGAGGAAGAUUGGAGGAAAGCAAAAUUAAUGUUGAAUUUCUUGAGGAUUUUUUAUGAGGCAACUAAUAGGAUUUCUGGAUCUUUAUAUGUUACCUCUAAUUUAUUUCUACAUGAGAUUUACAAAGUGCAUGCAUUGUUGAAGGCUUUCAUAGAGGGUGAUUUUGAAUUGAGUAUCAUGGCAAAGAAAAUGAAAGAAAAAAUUGACAAGUAUUGGGGGAAUCCUAGGAAGAUGAAUAAGCUCAUUUUCAUGGCUGCUGUUGUUGAUCCUCGAUACAAGUUGAAGUUGGUGAAACUUGUGUUGGCACAAAUGUACGAUGAGGAGUUGGCUAACUCAUUUGGAAAUGAAGUUGAGGCUGAAUUAGUUAACAUGUGUGGUGAUUACAAACAACCAAUCGUCCAACAAAAUGUAUGACAUGCAAAAUUGAAAUUGAAUGCUACACGUGAUGAUAAUGAUGUAUUGAAGAAUGCUAUGAAAAUGGUGGGUUCCUUGUAUGAGACUUUUCACAAAAGGCAUGAUGAAGUCACUGAUGUACAUAAAUAUCUUAAGGAGGAUAUUGAGAGUGGUGGGUCAAAAUUUGACCUUUUGGAUUGGUGGAAAAAUAAUGAAUAUAAAUAUCCUGUACUCUCCCAAUCUGUCCGUGAUAUUGUAGCAGUUCCUAUCUUCACUGUAGCAUCUGAGUCCGCUUUUAGCACCGGUGGCCGAGUUCUUGAUCCAUUUAGGAGCUCUUUAAGUCCUAAAGUUGCCGAGUAUCUUGUUCGUGGUCAAAAUUGUCUUCGCAAAUCUUCCAAAUUUAGUGUUGAAGAAAUUCUUGAAGAUGUCCAAAAGAUAGAAGGUAUUGCAUUGAUGUCUACUCAAGAUUCAACAAAUUAAUCAAUCUCCAUUAUUUGUUAAAACUUGCUUGCACUUGGACAAUAUUGAAGAUUUGUUGUGGAACUUUAUUUUGGAUUUAUUUUGAUGUAAUGUGUUGAAACUAUUGAAGACAUUUUGGUUGAUGUUUUUUAUUGUGGAAUGUUGAUUGCAUAUUUGUA